UGUGAAACAUUGUUGAUGGCAUCACUUCGUGCUCGUCUGCUUCGACCCUUUCUUCGUCCUUUGGCCAUCUACCGUCUGCCGCUUCUCGAAACCAUCUGUCCUAUCAAUUUAUUCGUUGUUUGCGUUUGCCAUUUGCUUGUGAGGUGGGGACGGAGAAUUGGCUACUAAUUGCUCGGUCGUUGGUCAAUCCUUAAAAGGCGUUGGAGAGGGGCCUCCAUUUUUUAGUUAGUCGAUGAAGACAAAAGGACACGCAUAUAUACCCACCCUUUGCUCUACCCUUUUCCCCGUUUUCAAUGGUCAGUUUGCAUUGCAAUUAUGCUGCAGCAAUGCGACCUGCACAUCGGUUACUUCCUCAUGUUCCCUGGUGGUCAAUUCAUUUUCACAAACGCUCUGGCUGUAGCCAGGCCAAUUCUCUCGCAACGCAGCCGCACAGUUUUUUUUUUCUUCUUUCUGAUUCAACAUCUUUUUUUUUCUCAACACCUCUUGUUUUUUUGUCCAAGUUGAUAUUUAAUUUAUACUUUGAUCGCUUGACAGCUUUCCCCUCCUCCCUAUCCACUAUCCACUAUCCACUACCCCCUUUUUCCAUUCGCUUAUUGCUUUCAAUCUUGAUUUUAGUCUUGCACGAGGAAGUGCUCGCGGCAGCUUGCGUCUUGCGUAUCAUUUGGCUAGCUGGAACUAGUCGAAUUUUUUUCCUUUUGAUAACAAUGACAAUGCCAUGCAUGAUAGGCGAGGCCGAAACUGAUCGAUAAGAAUGCGCGGGUUGCAUCGCUUCUGCGCUUUAUGCUUAUGCUGAUAGGCGUUCAUGUAUGCUACGCGAAUGUG
Messenger RNA from Cantharellus anzutake, 822 nucleotides. RefSeq lists its product as uncharacterized. The coding region runs from base 294 to 749 and encodes 151 amino acids. NCBI's taxonomy places the organism in Eukaryota, Fungi, Basidiomycota, Agaricomycetes, Cantharellales, Hydnaceae. The transcript has a single exon. The record is from RefSeq and is a predicted model, not a curated record.